Colletotrichum godetiae is the source of this 1181-nucleotide messenger RNA. Its product is annotated as phosphatidylethanolamine-binding protein. Gene Ontology annotation, biological process: regulation of Ras protein signal transduction; regulation of proteolysis. The transcript has 6 exons. NCBI's taxonomy places the organism in Eukaryota, Fungi, Ascomycota, Sordariomycetes, Glomerellales, Glomerellaceae. The record is from RefSeq and is a predicted model, not a curated record. Gene Ontology annotation, molecular function: peptidase inhibitor activity; phospholipid binding. The coding region runs from base 1 to 1017 and encodes 338 amino acids.
AUGCGAAGCCUUUCCAGCGACAUGGUACCCGUAGCACUAAUAUCAGUCUGUAUUGGCAGAAAGCCAUGGCAUCAGCACCCUAACACGUUGCAUUUGGUGGUCCAGACUAACCUGGUGACAAGUAUCAAUGCUGAGUUCCGAUCAUCGAAUUGCUUUGAAUUUGUCUUAAACCCACAUCUAUACAAAGGUUUGAGAGCACUGGUCAUCACCUGCCGUUCUUCACUAAUCUGGCAAAUAAUCGCCAUUCCAAUGCAUCGCCAUAUCCUUGCAGUCUCCUUGAGCAGUGCCCUGGUGGCAUGGGCCAAGACGCCCGAGGGCUUCGAGCCCGCAUCCAACGUCGAUCUCAUCGUCGCAUACGGUGAGACGUCGGGUCUCAACGGCGUGGACCUGGCCAAGAGCCUCACACAAACGGAGCCUACAGUCGGUACGACCGAGCCUUUGACCGGCAAGAGCUAUGCUAUCAUCAUGGUCGACAUCGAUAUUCCUACGGCGAGCCCUCCGACUACCGGCACCUUCUUGCACUGGGCUCAGGCGGACCUGACGCCAGCCGCGCAGACUACCACAGUCAAGUUGAACGACGGCGAGCGUGUCAUCCACACUCUGACAACCACCUCAAACGCGAUCGCGGAUUACAAGGGCCCCGCACCACCAGCAAGAGUUCCUCUUUCGCACCGGUAUAUCGAGCUGCUUGUUGACACCAGCGACAUAACGGCGGACGGAACUGCUGCAUUGCAGACGCUGUCAACUCGCGGGGGCGUUGAUGUCAACGCUGUGCUCACCACGGCCGGACUGGCCAAUAAGGUGGUGGCUGGUAACUUCUUUACUGUGACCAACCCCGGCCCUGCAGCGAACGCAAAGAAGAGCAACUCCACCACCACAGCUCCCACCGGUGCUGUGACACCGUCCAAGGUUCCUUCCGGCAUCUCUUCAGGAAUUAAGUCAACGAGUCUUUCAAACACUGUGUUGAUGGGCGCAAUGGCAGUUGGUUUUCUGGGCGCAUUCGCUAGCUCAUUCUGAGCAAGGGUUCGAGCCUCUCAACGACGUGUGUUGACAAUUGCCAUCCUCCGGAAGAUUGACUCUUCUGACACCGGCUUCUCCAUGAUGAGAACGCGCGGCGCAGGAUCCGCGUUUUGUUUCUGAACAGUUUGUCGUCUCAAGUAAUCAAUACAAUAAUACAAGCU